UUGCGAUCAACAAUUUACAUAUGCAGUUACGUCGUAAGAUGUGUGGUUAUGUUAAUAAUACCGGGUUAUUGCAAUCCUUUACUACCUCAAAAAUGGCUCAAGUUUUGCUUUUAUUUAGAUGUGGUAACUUCUUUGUGAACAGCUGGUAACAAUAUUCGAAGGACACGUUGUUGUAAACAAAUAAAUACUCUGUUAAUACUAGUCAAGAAAAAUCCACAAGCAAUACAUUAAUUUCAAGUUUUUAAAAUGAAGUUUGCCUUGUCACUCGGUAUUCUAUUGAUUUGUGAAUUUGCAAUAACCUCUGGAAAAGAUGAAAACAAAACCUUUCAUGCAACUAACGAAUGGCAGGAAAUAAAUGACGGGCAAGGUGUUCCUGCUGGAUUACAUAUUCGGAUAAAUUUACAGACCGGUAAAAAAGAAGCCAAAUUGUUAAGUGAUGAAGAGGAUGAGGAUAAGAAUCAUCAUAGAAAUGAAGGUGCAUUAACUACUGUUGGUGGAAAUGUUUAUGGAACAAACUUGAAGGAAACCACCAAUAAUAAUUUAGAAAACAGUAAUACCCUUUCUCCAGAAAGUUUGAAGAAAAUUAAAGAGAACUUCAAAACAUACAAUGAAUUAAAAGAAUCCUAUAAAGAAUUGCAACAAAAGUUUCAGACAGAUGCAGAAUUAAUAACCGGGCUCAUCGAUGAAUAUAAAAAUCUUAGCAGAGAAGAGCGUGAUCAUUCGUUGUCUUUGCAAGAAAAAAUAAAAGUUCAGCUUCGAAUACUUGAAGAUCUAGAUUACCUUGUUCAUCAGAUAGACAACGCAUUGUGGUUCAUUGACAUGGGUGGCUUAGAACAAAUUAUUCUUCCGCUGGUGGUAAACGAGACAAAUAUAAAUUUGAGAGUAAAAGCGGUGCGCGUUCUUGGAGCGUUAACUCAUAAUAAUCCUAAAGCGCAAAUUAAGGCGUUCGAAAAAAAUGUUGGGUCACAUUUGGCUCAAAUUCUUCUUUCAUCAACAAACACCGAAGAAUUAUCUUCUGCAUUGUAUGCAUUUGGUAGCCUCUUAAGAAAAUUUCCUCUGGCAUUACAAAGAAUACUUUCAACGUCUGGAACACAAGCUUUGAUCGCGGUGUUGGAAAAAGAAUGCGAAUUGAAAGUAAAAGCGAAAUCCCUUACACUCAUAAGCGAUGUAAUCGUUGAAAAAAAACUUGUUCUUUCAAAUUACGCCGACUCGGAUAAUCCAUUGGCUGCUGCGCAAUACGCUGAGUUAAAUCUAGCAGAAUGGCUGAAAUCAAAUGCGUUUUGUGAGACUGUUGACGUGUUGGUUUCUUCAAAACUAUACGAACUACUAGAUCAACCAGAUUUAGUGGAGUAUUUCAUUACAGGCUUAGAAAGUUCUAUUGAAAUUUGUCAAUCAGUUUGGUCUAAAAACCCACAGUUAAGACAUACAUUAUUAACCAUUAAAAAUCGGUAUAUGUACGUUCAAGAUGAGUUUCGUUUGGAAAUAGCACAACAGAUAGAAAGACUGAUAAAAGAUCUAUACAAUUCUAUAAAUCAUGAAGAGCUCUAAAUUAUUUCAUUUCUUAUUACAAAUAAAUAAGUUUAUUAGAUAA
Messenger RNA from Ceratitis capitata (Mediterranean fruit fly), 1591 nucleotides. RefSeq names its product nucleotide exchange factor SIL1 (gene Sil1). The transcript is spliced from 2 exons. The record is from RefSeq and is a predicted model, not a curated record. The coding region runs from base 247 to 1548 and encodes 433 amino acids. Lineage: Eukaryota; Metazoa; Arthropoda; Insecta; Diptera; Tephritidae.